UGAUUGGCUGUUUAUUUUCCCUUCCUGCUGCAUCAUGUGACCAACACAAGUAGAGGAUCUGAUCCAGAGCCGACAGGCGGACCGCUGCUGGACCUGCAGGAAGCAUGUCUGUUGGGAAGCUGGAAGAGUGCCGGCAGCACAUCCGGGCGCAGCUGGACGCUGUCGUGGAAUUCUGGCUCAAAUAUUCCCACGACACAGUACACGGAGGCUUCUUCACUUGCAUUGGGAGGGACGGUAAUGUUUAUGAUGAGCUGAAGUAUGUGUGGCUGCAGGGAAGACAGGUGUGGAUGUACUGCCGUCUCUACCGUAGCGUGGAUCGCUUCCGCAGGCCUGACAUCCUGGAAGCAGCAAAGGCCGGGGGAGAAUUCCUCAGAAAGUUUGCACGYGUGUCCACCAAUGGAAAUCAGUGGAAAUGUGCCUUUUGCUUAACAAGAGAUGGCAAAGCUGUCAAGGUUCAAAGGACCAUAUUCAGCGAGUGUUUCUAUAUAAUGGCCAUGGACGAACUGAGCAGGGUCACUGGUGACAAGGAAAUGCAGCUGGAGGCCGAGCAGAUGAUGGAGCAGCUGAUCUACUGGGUCCGGGAGGACGCGUCGGGUCUGGGAAGGCCCCAGCUACCAGGGGACGUUCCGACUAACASCAUGGCAGUWCMCAUGAUGCUGCUGUGCCUGGUCCAGCAGCUGUCUGAMGGCCGGCCGGAGGCGGRGAAGAAGUACGCAGAACUGGGAAGUUGGUGUGUGACUGAGAUUCAGCAACAUAUCCAGGUGUGUGCAGUGAACACAACACCUAGUUUAUCUGGUGUGGAGAGACUGAAAUGUCUCAGCCUCCUCUGCUGUGUCUCUUGUGCUGACUCAGGCCAUGCCCUGGAAGCAGGCUGGUUCCUGCUGCGGUAUGCUGCCGACAACGACAACAAGGAGCUCCAGAGAACUGCUAUUGAAAAGUUUGUGGWGCUUCCUUUURAGAGUGGCUGGGAUAAARCCCACGGUGGYCUCUUCUACUUCCUGGAUGUGGACGGUCACUGCCCCACUCAGCUGGAGUGGAGCAUGAAGCUGUGGUGGCCUCACAGCGAGGCGCUCGUUGCCUUCCUCAUGGCCUACAGUCAGACCAGGAGCCCUGAGCUGCUGGAGAACUUCUUCAGGGUCUACGAGUACACCUUCAGCCAUGUGAGUGAACCCGCAGCUUUGGAUUUUAAAGGAGGGCCCUUUAAAGGCUUCUUCCAUGUACCUCGCUGCCUGUACAUGUGUGAGAGCCUCUUGGAUGAUCUGCUGGGAAAACAUGGCUGAAUAUUCAGACAUCAGUGUUCAGAGAAAAGGAACUCAUCUGAACUCAUC
This is a messenger RNA of Poecilia reticulata (guppy), 1328 nucleotides long. NCBI's taxonomy places the organism in Eukaryota, Metazoa, Chordata, Actinopteri, Cyprinodontiformes, Poeciliidae. The record is from RefSeq and is a predicted model, not a curated record.